UGACCUGGCCUGUGAAAAUCAAUCCAAACUCACGCGGCGACGACUCUUCAGGUUAAACUUGAUGAGUUGAGUCGAAUCUGUGUAACAUUCAUAAAUUACGUGAUGUAAGAGAAUCUUUAGAUAAACUGCCAAAUGAUUCCGUGGAAUUGAAACACAUGGACUGGUUCUCGAGAAGUGAGGCAAUCGUAGGAUAAACUGCCAAAUGAUUCCAUGGAACUGAAACACAAGGAACCGGUUCUCGAUUCCUAUCCCUAUGCAAGAUCACAAUGAACAAAGAUACCCAAACAGUGAAUAUAAGUUAUCCUAUUAUAUCGGCUGAGAUUAAAAAAUAUCGGCCCGAUAUAUCGGUUGACCUUUAUAAGAAAGAUCUAAACAGUGAACAUAACCGUUAUCCUAUUUUAGAAGCUCUAAAUUGGCUGAUGGUUGAUCUUAGAAAAUAAAUCGGCUAGCCGAUAUAUCGGUCGAUCUCUGAUAAGAAACAAUCCUAUUUAGUUCCCCCUUGAUUUUGUGCAUUUUUCGAUGCGUGAAAAUGAUAAAUGUGGGACUACAUACUAACAUUUUUUGGGGUGAAAAUCCCUCGUUUUUGGGUGAACUGGGACUUUUUGGUGAAAAUCAAGUUUUUGGGACAUUUCAGAGUCAGAACAGUGUCAGUCAAUUUACGUGUUCUGCAACCAUGCAUGCGAAAACAUUAUUUAUUUGUUCCGAGCUGGAGGAAUUUACGAGUCGGGUGAGCGCGAUUCGUCAUGCGCGCACGCCUUCGGUGUAGCCCUCCAGCAAUGUGAUGACGAGUGCAUAGUGACGCCGGUGUGUGUUUUGCAUGGAAACGUCAAUUAAAAACAUAAUGUCCCCGUUGGGGUUGAAUGGAAUGCAGACGAAGGCGUGGUCAAAGUAUUUAUAACUGAAAUAACUAGUCCAACUUAAGGUGAGAAUCAUUUCUCUCAGUCUUUUCUAAGCUCCGGCAUCUCGAGUUAUUCAUUUUCAGCAUGCAACAAGUGGACUUGGAAAUCGAGGAGAACCUGGAACAACACCGGACGGAUGGUUUCAGCCACUCCAAAACUCUGGUGGUCCGAAGAGGAGCGCCGUUCAGAGUCAGUUUGCCCGGGACAGCUCGCCCUUUUGACACAUUGAGGGUCAAAAUCAUGCUUGGCCGCUUGUACGUGACGGUGCCUGUGAGUCCUUCCCCGAACUGUCCGCCGUCCCGUUGGGGUGCUUUUAUGGACCCCGAGGGAAGCGCGAGCAAGCCCUCGGUGUUCAUCUGGAGCCCCGCUUCGGCCUCAGUGGGACGUUAUACUUUUAAGAUGUUGGCAUUCGUCCAGGACAAGCUGAAGUUUCGUGCUUCGGGCAAGUUCAUCUUGCUGUGCAACCCUUGGUGUCGUGCUGACAGUGUCUUCAUCCCAUUUGAGGACCAGCGAGAGGAAUACAUCCAGGAUGACUCAAGUUUGCUUUUUAUGGGGACAUCUACCAACAUUGUGUCCAGACCUUGGUCCUUGGACCAGUUUGAACCUGACGUCCUGGAAGCGUGUCUGAACUUGCUUGACGUCAGCCCUCAGCACCAACGCAAUGAAAAAAGGGAUUACCUGUACCGCAAGGAUCCGGUGUACAUCAGCCGAGUGGUUUCAGCCAUGAUCAACUGUGAGGAUGAUCGUGGUGUCCUGAAGGGUAACUGGUCGGGCGACUUCAGCGGCGGCGUCCACGCGUCCUCUUGGACGGGCAGUGGCGACAUUCUAAGGAGUUGGGCCCAAUCCGGCUUCCGGCCGGUCAAGUACGGCCAGUGCUGGGUGUUCGCCGCCGUCAUGUGCACAGUCAUGCGUGUCCUGGGCAUUCCUUGCCGCGUCGUCACCAACUUUAAUUCGGCUCACGAUACCAAUGGCAACCUGGUCAUCGAGGAGUUCUACAGCGAAACGGGCAAGAAGUUAAAGAGCACCAAAGACUCCAUUUGGAACUUCCACGUGUGGGUAGAGUGUUGGAUGACUCGACGAGAUUUGGACGGGGACACGGACGGAUGGCAGGUUUUGGAUCCCACCCCGCAGCAGAGGAGCAGAGGCGUGUUCUGCUGCGGUCCGGCGCCUGUCAAAGCCAUCAAGGAACGGCGCGUGAAUCUGGUCUACGACGUUCCUUUCGUGUACGCAGAGGUCAAUGCCGACGUCCACACAUCGGUGGUGAGCCAAGGUCGCGUUGUGAGCCGUACCGUUGACACUGAGCGAGUCGGGCCGAUCAUCUGCACCAAAGCCGUCGGAUUCCCCAGGAUGCACAACAUCACCGGGGACUAUAAGAACACUAAAAGUCCGUUUUCCACUCUCACAUCCAACAGCUCCUCCCACUCUGAGAGCUCGACUCUAAGCCGAAACACAGACAAAACAUCCGCCGUCCUGAUGCUGGAUAAACCCCCCGUGGCCGGCGCCGUCAUCCGUUUCACUGUGAAAGUGGUCAACGGGCAGCGCGUCGCCAAGAUGAUGAAGGUCCACCUCAACGCGCAGAUCAAAGAGUACAACAACAGCCCCGCCGAUACCUUCUGGGAAAACCACGGCGUCCUCCAACUGGGCCCCCUGGAAGUGAAAAUUCUGAGGCAGCAGAUCCUUCCGGAGGUGUACGAGGACGUGGUGGGGGACGACAUGGUCAACCUGGCGGCAGUGCUGGAGGACGUGGCCACUCACGAGCGCGUGCUGGCGUUCCAGGAGUUCAACGUGACUGUACCGGAACUCAUCAUAGAGAUCCAAGACGAGGACAACGUAACGCUCAACUGCGAGCACGCGGCCACCGUCGCCUUCAGCAAUCCGUUCUCGCAUCCCGUAAGCGGCGUGCUGAGCGUGUCCGGCGCCGGCCUCCUGCGAGGUCACGUCAACUUCAGGAUGUUCCCGUUGCGUCCGGGUGGAAGCGGGAAGCAACGCAUCAAUAUCCUGCCCACCAUGGCGGGGCGGAAGAUGCUUCAAGCUUCGCUAAUGCUCUCCAACAAGGCAACUGUCAGAGGAUUCAAAAUGGUCUCCGUGCGCCGUCCUUAGACACAAAAUCUUUUCAUUUUUUUGUUGUCAAAUGUGAAUGUUGAACACUUGAACUUUUUUUUUUUUUAACUUGUCAAGCUGUGACAUAAAAUCAUACACUUAUCCUAUGUUAAAGAAUUAACUUAUUGGCAGCCAUUGACUGCGCUAGACUUCCAAUGUAUUUUUAUACAUACAUGCUAAUAAUUACUUUAAAAAAUGCACUAUUGUCCUAUGUGUUAUCGAUCAAUUAGGGCUGUCAAACGAUUAAAAUUUUUAAUCGAGUUAAUUACAGCUUAAAAAUUAAUCGUAAUUAAUUGCAAUUCAAACCUUCUCUAAAAUAUGCCAUAUUUUUCUGUAAAUUAUUGUUGGAUAGACAAGAUAAGACAAGACGGAUAUAUAUACAUUCAACAUAUGGUACAUAAGAACUGUAUUUGUUUAUAACAAUAAAUCAAUAAGAUGGCAUUAACAUUAUUAACAUUAUGUUAAAGCGAUCCAUGGAUAGAAAGAAUUGUAGUUUUUAAAAGAUAAAUGUUAGUACGAGUUAAUAGAAAUUUUGUAUUAAAACCCAUCUUAAUGUUUUCGUUUUAAUAGAAUUUGUAAAAUUUUCAAUCAAAAAAUAAACUAGUAGCCCGCCAUUGUUGAUGUCAAUGAUUACACGAUGCUCAUGUGUGCUGAAGCCCAUUAAAUCAGUCGCACCCAAGCGCCAGCAGAGGGUGACAAAACUCCAAAAAACACAAGUAACAAGCGGACAUUGUACUGUGCUGUCAUUUUAAUCUGUUUGAGCGGGGCAUGUGCGUCAAUUGCGUCAAAUAUUUUAACGUGAUUAAUUAGAAAAAUUAAUUACCACCCGUUAACGCGAUAAUUUUGACAGCCCUACAAUCAAUCAAUUAAUGUCGCAUUCAAGGUGUUGGAUUAAAAAAAAUACACUAUGCAAUGUGUGUAGUGAAAUAAAAUUUAAUUUAUAAUUUUUAAUGUAAUUCAUUGAACACUUUGAAUGCAUUAAUUUUUAAAAUGUAUGUUUAUCUAUUUUAUUUAUGUUGUCAUUAAUUUAUGUAUGUGUAUAUAGUAUUUUUGUGAUAUUUAUAUAUAACUUGGAAAAAAAAAUGUAUUUGUUUUAUCUAGUGUUUUUUGUGAAAAUGCGCAUUUAAUGGAUUUUACUCUAUAAAUGUUUACCAUUUUAAUUUUUCAUAUUUAGACAAGUUCAACAAUUCUGUUUUAGUCAUCCUAAAAUUGUGUAUGUAUGUAUUCAUGUAUUUAUUUUUUUUAUGUGUAUGUAAAUAGGAUAACUCAAGAAUGAUCAACGGGAUUAUCAAAUUUGCAGCAAAUGUUUGUAAUUUGAGAGAGAUGUGAUUAUAUUUUGGGGUAAUGAGGUCAAAGGUCACAGAGGAUUGUUUUUUUUUGUAUGUAUAUGUUCAAUAAAGGAGCUAUGAUCAAACUCAGAAUAUGUAAAGAAAUGGAAGCAUUGAUUUUGGGGCAUUGAGGUCAAAGGUCACAGAGGUUUGUGUUGAACAAAAAGCAAGAUAUAUUGAAGAAAUAUAGAAAUAUGUAAGUAAUAUAGAGAUUUUUAUUAUCAAACCUGUAGGAAAUGUUUGCAAUAUGAAAAGGAAGCAGCGAUUGUAUUUUGGGGUAGUGAGGUCAAAGGUCAGAGCUUUGUUUAUGUUUUGUGUUUGGUUUGUGUUGAACAUAACUCAAGAAUGAAUAUUUUUCAUCAUCAAACUUGAAGGAUAUGUUUAUAAUAUCAAAUGGAAGAUGUUAUAAUAGUGACUAUAUUUUGGGUAAUGAGGUCAAAGGUCACAGAGAAUUGUAUUUUUUUUUGUAUGUUUAUGUUCAAUAAAGGAG
Corythoichthys intestinalis (scribbled pipefish) is the source of this 4817-nucleotide messenger RNA. It is a transcript of the gene tgm5l, whose product is annotated as transglutaminase 5, like. Gene Ontology annotation, biological process: peptide cross-linking. The transcript has 12 exons. NCBI's taxonomy places the organism in Eukaryota, Metazoa, Chordata, Actinopteri, Syngnathiformes, Syngnathidae. Bases 984 to 2999 code for a protein of 671 amino acids. The record is from RefSeq and is a predicted model, not a curated record. Gene Ontology annotation, molecular function: protein-glutamine gamma-glutamyltransferase activity.